AUGAUUGUGAUGAAGCUGGGAGAGUUGGUCAAUACCGUUCCAACUAUCGGCUUCAAUGUUGAGACAGUCGAAUACCCGAGAAAGUAUCGAUGGACUAUUUGGGACAUGUCCAUGUCUAGGAGGUCUGUCAAGCAAUUGAUCCACAGCUACUUUCCUGGGACAGAUAUUGUCCUCUUUAUCCACAACUGCGAUCCGCAACAGCCAGAGCCGAUCUAUGAUUUUCACUACUUUGUCGACUUUGUCCAUAAGCACGGUUGUAAACAUAUGUGGAUUCUCCUAAAUAAACAAGACACGCUUCCCGCAGAAAGUGCCCCAGAGAUUGUCGACGGUCUGCGGAAAAAGUAUGAGAAGGAGAUGGCUAAGUACGAUCAACUCUCAUGGAAGAUUUUGGAUCACAAGCUCAGCGCCAAAACGGGAGAAGGGGUUCAGGAAAUUCUUCACCAACUCCAUUCAUCUGCGAAUCUUCUUCUGCGGACUCGACCGAAACCACAGCCUCAACCUCGCACUGAGCCUGAGCAGGAUCCCGAGCCUAACCCGGCUCCAGAGAUAGCAGAGGACACAGUAUCCAGUCCGAGACUCAGCGAACCUAUCAAUAGAAAAGCUUCACAGGAUUCUGUCAAUGCCCAGGCCUUUUGGAACUCGUUUGUUACUGGAGAUAUACCAGUGUGGGACCAUCAUGCCCACCUCAAGGUCACGUAUAUUCUUGUUUUGGAGUAUGUGCAACAAAGAAGGAGCACAUUUGCUAUGGCCGAUACUAUGCUUGCCCAUUUAAGGCGGUUGCGAAACAGUCAGCCAGAGAAAUUUGGAAAUAGGGAACACCGGUAA
Molecule: messenger RNA, 825 nt
Organism: Aspergillus oryzae RIB40
Lineage: Eukaryota; Fungi; Ascomycota; Eurotiomycetes; Eurotiales; Aspergillaceae
Exons: 3
Coding region: 1-825 (274 amino acids)
Biological process (GO): intracellular protein transport; vesicle-mediated transport
Cellular component (GO): cytoplasm
Molecular function (GO): GTPase activity; GTP binding
Source: RefSeq, a predicted model, not a curated record